This is a messenger RNA of Callorhinchus milii (elephant shark), 934 nucleotides long. RefSeq names its product diazepam binding inhibitor (GABA receptor modulator, acyl-CoA binding protein) (gene dbi). Gene Ontology annotation, molecular function: fatty-acyl-CoA binding. Gene Ontology annotation, biological process: fatty acid metabolic process. Lineage: Eukaryota; Metazoa; Chordata; Chondrichthyes; Chimaeriformes; Callorhinchidae. The record is from RefSeq and is a predicted model, not a curated record. The transcript has 4 exons. Bases 245 to 514 code for a protein of 89 amino acids.
CGGAUCGCACCACCGGCGGCGGCACCAGUGAGUCCCACCGCCCCGACAUCCCGCCACAGCCCCCGGCAGCUUCACACCGCUGUUGGUGCGGGAGUGCGGCCAAUGGGCCAAUGACGCACGAGGGGCGGGAGCGGGAGCUACAUAAACAGCGGCUGAGGCGCCAUCGCAGCCAUUUGCUCUUUUCUGCGAUUCUGAAACGAUAUUAUUCUUUUAAAAAAUAAGUGCAGCCAUCGAUCUGGGGACCAUGACCGAGAUUGCUUUUCAGAAGGCAGCUGAAGAAGUUAAACACCUUACGACUGUACCUACUGAUGAAGAAAUGUUAGCCAUCUACAGUCUGUACAAACAAGCAACUGUUGGGGAUGUAAACACAGAGCGUCCUGGAAUGUUGGAUUUUAAAGGAAAGGCCAAGUGGGAUGCGUGGUCUAAACUCAAAGGAACAAGUAAAGAGGAGGCUAUGAAGUUGUACAUCGCUAAAGUGGAAGAAAUGAAAGUAAUCUAUGGCAUGGCAGAAUAAAAAUCGGCUUUUUUUUAAAGACGUGUUACUUCAAAACGGCUAAAAGAUUUCUGAUUUAAGAAUAAAUGCCUUAAUAAUAGUAACCAUUUCAAGAUAACUUGUAGAAUUUCUAUGGCAGUUUGUAUGUUUUUAAUACUGCUGAGGAUUGAAUUCCAGAAAUAUGACUGCUGUGUGAUUCGUAAAAAGAAAGUACUGCAAAGUUUUAACUGCUAUUUGGUUAGACCGUAAAAAUGUUGAGUAUAAUGGUAUCCUAUAGAAUAUGGUUACUUGUCAAUUGCACUCGAGAGCAUGCCUUCACCUUUUGUUCAGAAUACUUUGAUUAAUGUACCUAUAUGUCUUCCAUGUCUUGUACUAAAUUUUGUAAUUUAGAUUCUUACAGAACACAUGAUGACUGUGAAAAUAAAGUUCCAGUUGAGACUA